Molecule: messenger RNA, 3676 nt
Organism: Schistocerca cancellata (South American locust)
Lineage: Eukaryota; Metazoa; Arthropoda; Insecta; Orthoptera; Acrididae
Exons: 9
Coding region: 124-3120 (998 amino acids)
Biological process (GO): telomere maintenance via telomere lengthening; regulation of DNA-templated transcription
Cellular component (GO): shelterin complex
Molecular function (GO): telomeric repeat DNA binding
Source: RefSeq, a predicted model, not a curated record
UUGUGGUCGAAGUGCAUUGGGUGUGUUCGAAUUCUUAGCGGGACUUGUGAUUUCGUUUUUUAAUCGUUGUUUAUGUUUAUGUGUACGUUUUUUCGUACGACUUGGCUCACACAAUGAAUCAUAAUGGUUUCUAAAUGUGUGAACAGAACUCUCUUUUUGUUUCGGGAUGGUGUGCGCCUACAUCGUAUGAAAUUCUACAUUUACGAAUGUGCUGAAAGGGAUGCUUUAAAAUCAAUGAUACAGGAGAGGUGUGGAAUUGUGGUAGAAACAAAGGGGGAACAUGUUGUUUGUUUCGCAAGGCAAUGUCAAGAUUUAGAGGAUGGUGGUGAGCUAUUUUCUACAGAAUACAUAAAACAAUGUUGUGAAAACAACGUACUUUUGGAUUUGAAGAAAUUCAGGCUUGGAAAAAAUCCUGACUGUUCAAAUGUGGAUCCAUUGGAAGUACUUAAAGGUAUUGCAUCAUGGCCAAAAAAUAUGAGAUGCCUCAGAAAUUCAAACCAAAAUAAUUCAGUUAAUAAGGUAAAGGAAACCCGAGGUUCAGAGCUUUUGCCACAGAAAAGGAAAUGGAGAGAAGCUUAUAGUAGAGAAGAGGAUGUAAAUAUCAUUAGAUAUUUACUGAAAAAUAACAAUUAUAAAAAGGCAGGAACUAAUACUUUAUGGAAAGAGAUGGAAUUGCAGGAAGUCUUAAGAGACAGAUCUUGGCAGUCAAUGAAAAAUCGGCUUCGUAUUAUCCGUCUCCAUCCAGAAAGGUAUGACCUAAGUGAUGAAGAUAUAAGAAAGCUUGGAGGUAAAACAACAACUGAGGAUAGUAAUUCACUGACCGUCUCAGUUUCUAAAGGCAAAUGUUGCUUUUGUUGUCCUAAAAUGGCUUUAAAUGGCUGUGAGGUUGCAAAUGAAAGUGAAAAUGUAAGAUGCUCUUGUCACUGCAGCCAGCGUAUCAAGAUACAAGCAGGAACUGCCGUUGGAAGUGAAGCACUGGUGCAAGUUGAGAGCAUUGGUAGACAAUUUUCUUGUAGUGUCCAGUCUCAAGCAAAGCAAAACCAAGAAAGUUAUGUGAGAAAUGGGAAGCCACUGGAUGUGAAACAGUGUCAUACAAAUAGUGUAGAAUCAUUUUCGUGUGCAAGCAGUACACACAGUGAUGAUGAGAUUGAGAUGGAAACUGAACCAAAACGUUGCUUUAGAGAGACAAGUUCACCAUUUCAUAAAACAAAAAGUCGGUUUACAGUAAAAGAUGGGGCACAACCUAAUCAUAGGCGCAAAUUGUAUAUUUUACCAUCAUCUGAUAUUAAUGUCAGUGUAAGAUCUGGGGAUAUCAGUCUCAUAAAAAAAAACAGUGUCCAUAAAAAAUUCAGCAUUCCUCUGAGGUGGCCUCAGAUAUUUACCCCUGUUAAUUCAGCAGGAUUUGAUAAACAAGUGACUGAGAGUGACACUGUAGCCCCAGAAACAUUGAAUAACAAAGCACGGAAUCAGAAUAGUUGUCCUGAUGACAAUGGUAGCACUGUCUAUGGAAGCUGCCAUUCAUAUGGAAAUGAAAAUGGCUCUGCAGCUUAUUCCAGCAAGGGCAUGCUUGGAGAAGGAACCAAAGCUGCAGCUGCAGUUGAUUAUUUAAGAAUUGUUAAGCAGACACACCAUUCAAGCAAAACUAAGGAAACACUUCCAGAUAAAGGUCAGAAGCCACUUAGUGUGAGAAGCCAUAGCACACCCAAAAAGGCAUUCCAGGUAUUUAACAAAACAGAAUCUAGGUUUGUCAACAACAGUGUGUGUAUUUCAGAGCGCAGCAAGGCAAAAUCAAUGCAAAACAGGAUGGAAAUAGAGGAAGGUAUUGUUUCACCCUCUUUCAGUACAAGUAGCACAAGCUCUGGACUUAGUUUGCAAAUGAAUGAGGAAAAGUCUACAAAUCAUGUAAAUGACUGCAUUAAUCGCCAGAUGUCAUCUGAAUAUCGUAAAUUGCAAACCAGUGACAGCAACGAAGUGCAAUGCAAAUCACAGUUUGAAAUUACUAAUAUACUGUAUUCAAAUAGACACCAGGAUGAAGAGUCUCCUGCUACACAACAUUCUACAGUGCAAGAUGUAAGACCAGUGCCAGAAAAAGAUAAAUCUUCUUCACCAGCCUACCAUCAGAAGUAUUCAAACAGCAAACGACAUUCUCUACUGGAUAGAGACAAACAUUGCCAGCACGUGUCAAAUUACAAAGAUUUUUAUGUGAAACAGUGGCUUAAUUCUGUUGUACACUACUAUGAAAAUGGUAACAUCAGCAAAUUGCCAUCAUUCAGUGAGAAACUAAAAGAAAUAACAACUUCAAGUGAAAGAGAUAAUCAUCACUGUAAAAAUAACAGUUGCAAUGAUUUAAAUGGAGAGAAUUCUUGUGCUGCAACAUAUAUAAGUAAAAGUUUUUGUGUACAAAAAGAAAUUUCCAACAUAGAUGAACAAGUAAUUACUGAAUCUCGUUGUGGAGCAAAAGAGUCUAACAGUGUUGUAAACAGUGAAUUUAUUUCUUCAAAUUCUAAUAAAAGUGGUGUGUUAAAAGAUAAAUCAGUCUGUGUAAUAGGUGCUUCAGAGAGAGUGGAUUUUGGGGAACUGUCUCACAGCAGCUCAGUUGAGGACUCGAGGAAAAUGACAGUUUUAAUGCCGAAUGUAACAGAAACUCCAGAUAGAAACGACGUAGACAAAAGAAUUGCUGAACCUCUGAAUCGGCCUACUGCUGCUGGCUCUAAAGGUGACAGUGCAUGCCGCCUUCAGUCUUAUGCUGGAAAUAUUUCAUCUGUGAACAAUGAAAACAGUAGAACUGAGCCAUUUUUACAGAUAUCUCAUGUGACAUCAUUAUGUUGUGUACAAAACCAAGUACAAUGCUCUGACGAAAGUUGUGACAGUGGUGAUAUCCUUGUGGAAAGUCAAACUUCACAAGCCUCUUGUCAUUUACCUGUACCAAUCAAGCAGGAAUUAAGUAUCUCAAUUGAAGAUGAGGUCAGCCUCUUGGAUGAUGAAGGUGGAAAUCAGUCUUCACAAGUGCAUACACCAAUCAAUCAGGAAACAAGUAGAUCAACUGAAGAUGAAGAACUUAGAUAUGAGGGAUAUUCACCACCUGUUGAUUUUGUAACACAUGUUUCAGAUAAUGAAUAGUAUGUGAAGGAAUAUUUAAAACUGUGGAAUCUAUUGAUAAAGUUUAUUUGUUAUAAAUUAUUUCAUAGCUUGCGCCACUAAAGUACAAACUGCAUUUGCAGCUACAAAAUAAAAUUUUAAAAUUUUGAAAAAAUAAAACAAAUUUAAAAUUAUUAUUUUAAUUGAUAAAGUUGAUACACUAUUUACCCAUUGAUCACUCACUUGAAAAUACAAAACUGUUUGCUGUUUCACAUUCUGUUGUAUAUGUUUUGUGUUAACCACUAAAUUCUGUGUAAAGGCUGCUUGUUUUAUUGGCUUUAAAGGCCAUAAAUAACCUCUCAACUAUAUUUUCUCCCCUAUGUCUCCUUCCAUUGCAAUUAAAUUUAACAGUUGUCACAAUUGUCAGUCCUAUUUUAAUAAGGAAGUGUUCUCAGUGAUGCACUUACUCAAUAAAUGGAAAACAAAUUGCGUUUGAAUUUAGUGAUUGGCUUAGUCAUUUAUUAUAUUGAUCACUGCAGUGAAGACUAUCUUUCCAAUCAAGACUUAAAACUACGAAAUAAUAUAUAUGAUAGGGACA